UUUUGAAAUUUUGACGCAUCGUAGAUUUUUUCAGGUAAUGUUAACACAGUGCAUACUUUAGCGCUAUUUUCAUUGGAAGACAAAAUCAAGAUUUUUGGUUAUAUUUUCGUCCGUGAUGCUUUUCAAAUUCCCUGUUCCUUUACUGUGGAAUUAGAAAACUAUGUUGAAGCAUUCCACUGAACAUUUUUACGCGUGUAUUGUUACGUUAUCAUAUGAAUGUAGUUUUUAGUACACCAACUGCAGUAUUGCUUAUCUGUUGUAAGUAGCAAGAAGUUUAUUGUUUUUAGUUCACCUAACUAGCGUGUGUGUAUGAGAAUUAUGAACUUCACUACUUAGGUUCAAGAUUGUUAGUACCGUCAUAAAAAACCAAUAUUAACCUAGAAAUCAUUUUACUUUUACGAUGCCAGUCAGCAUUACAUCUGAUUUGCCCCAUUCACUAGUCAGAGAAUGUAUUGACUGUAGCGGUGUUCCUCAGCAAUUAAGUACAUAUAUAGCCUUUUUAAUCCACUGGUGAUACUAGGCUAAGCUCAUGUUCAAAUGCUUUUUAGAAUAACACUGAUAUGAGCAGAACAUCAGAGUCACAUGAGCUGAAUUCAUGUUCGGCGACUUCAAAAGAAGAUUAUUUUUCAGACACACUACAAGAUGCUCCAACUAUGAAUGAUUUUGUUCAAUCAAAAGAAAUUUCUCAUUCAUUAACUAUUGAUAAUACUGUUGAAAAUAAUGAAUAUGUUCUUCAUGAAAAGAACGAAGUAACUAAGGCAAACGAUGUAUUUCCUAGGGAUGAUUAUGAAUUCCUAGGAUUAUUAGAACAACAAAUCACCAAUAAAAAAACUCGAAUAAAUUCUUCAAAUCUCAAUAAUUCAAUCAUGUUAAAUUUUGAUCCGUUAAUGAAUGUCUCAGAAAAUUAUGCUUCCCCACAGCUUUGUAAAUCAAUCGAUCAACUUUCUGAACAGCUAAUCACGACAACUCCUGAAUCGUCUAAUAAUAAUAGUACAAUCAACGCAUCAUAUUAUAAUCGUACAGGUCAUUUAAUAAGUCCUAUUGGUAAUGAAGAAUUGAUUAACAUUGCUACAGCGUCACCUUCAGUGAUAACAACAACAACAACGUCAUCGUCAAUACCGACAACUGAAUCAACCGUGGCAUCUCUCUCACCUUAUGUUAAUAUUGAUAAGUUUAAUUCACCUUGUGAUGAUGUAAUUCAGUGUAUUACAACUACAGUUCCUGUUAAAACAAAUUGUUCUACAGUUGUUGAAUUACCCAGUUCAUCUUCUUCUAUAAUUACGAACAAAUCUUCUACAACUGGCGUAGCUAUCACAGCAAUUGCAAACACUACCACUUUCUAUUCACCAUGGAGACAUCGUAGUGUCCUAAAUCAAGCUUUAGGUGGAGGGGUUGGUGAUGAUGAUGAUGGAGGAGGAGGAAACAGUUCACCGGAAUGGUCAUCUUUUUCAAUACCCAAUGACAAUAAAUUGCACGAAAUGAGUAUAAUACAACAAGGUCAACCGAAUACAAUCAUGAUAACAGAAGAAUAUGAAUCUACUACAAGAAAGAUUAAAGAGAAUUCUAUUCAUAAAACAACAAACCAUUCAGAGCUAGAUCUUCUUGUCAAUAUGUUAGAUCGUGUUGAAAUGAAAGAUGAUACGAUGCAAGAAAAUGAUAAAUCAACAAUUGUAACACAAAUUAUUCGAGAUUGUAAUUUGGCUAUGAAUGAAUAUAAAACUCCAGAAAUUCAAUCUUCUAAAUCUGUUACUCCAUCUUUAACAUUUAAUAUAAGAAAAUCUGAAAAUCUAUUAAACAAUAAGAAAUUAAUUGAUACACCAAAAACAUCAAAUUUGACAUCAACACCAUUUCUUUUUAAUAAUCAAUAUGUAUACCGGAAGAAUUUCAACAAAUGA
Messenger RNA from Schistosoma mattheei, 1895 nucleotides. NCBI's taxonomy places the organism in Eukaryota, Metazoa, Platyhelminthes, Trematoda, Strigeidida, Schistosomatidae. The record is from the annotation of a GenBank genome assembly.